Helianthus annuus (common sunflower) is the source of this 1104-nucleotide messenger RNA. RefSeq lists its product as uncharacterized. The transcript has 6 exons. The record is from RefSeq and is a predicted model, not a curated record. Bases 102 to 863 code for a protein of 253 amino acids. NCBI's taxonomy places the organism in Eukaryota, Viridiplantae, Streptophyta, Magnoliopsida, Asterales, Asteraceae.
UACCACCCGCAAAUAACUAACACCCACCCGAUGAAAAAAAAACAUUGUGACCACGUGAAGACUUCAACUUGACCAUCAUCGCUAACAGCCAAUUCUCCCUCAUGGCGGCACGCUUCCCCAAUUGUUGUACGAAACUCAAACCACCUUCUUCUUCUUCACCAACCUCGCCUCCACCCCCGCCGCCGUCCACCGCCGUCUCCGCUCUUCCGGCGAUCAACUCCCACUCUCUCACCCCUUUUCCCUCCGCCUGCAACUCUUCUUCGCUUCCAAAACUCAACCCUCUAUACACACAUCAUCAUUAUCACUCACAUAUACACGUCAACCAGCAGAACAGGAGAAUCAGGUGCAAGGCGGUGCUGUUGCACGACGCGCCGUUCGCCGGGGCUAUCGGCGCGUGUGUACUCAACUCGUUGACCUCCCCACCCCCUGUGGGUCCCAAUGACAAUGAAGAUGAUGAUUCGAUGAUUAAUUCUUCUGAUGCAAGGUUUGCAGUCAUGGGGAUUAUUAGCUUCAUUCCUUACUUCAAUUGGAUGAGUUGGGUGUUUGCUUUGAUGGAUACAGGGGAUAAGCGUUAUGCUGCAUAUGCUAUUGUUUAUUUGGCUCCUUACAUAAGGUCGAAUUUGUCACUGCUGCCGGAUGAAAGCUGGUUGCCAAUUGCUAGCAUUCUUGUGGGCAUUCUUCACGUUCAGCUAGAAGCAAGCAUCAAGAACGGAGAUAUUAAGAACUUCCCGUUGUUUAAUCGAAAGAGAGAAGCCAAAGUCUCGGAACAGGAGACAAGCAAAGAUGAAUUAAGAAGUAAAAGUAGAGAUACUAAACGGGUUAAGCAUUUGGAUGAAGAUGGAGAGGAAGGGAAGAAGCAGUAGUGAUAGCAUUUGGUUUUGAAUUAUGAUUUGUGUCAAUUGGUUUUGAAUUUGAUUCAUUAAUGCAUUAAUUGGACAUAUGACGAAAGUUGUGCUAAUUUGAACACGCGGCUAUAAUCGUGGUCUUCAAGUUCACUGUUGUGUGAACAUGCAGCUGAAGUGUUUGCAUUUGGAGAACUUGUAUAGUUUUUGGAUCAGUUAAGAUCAAUAACUAAUAUUGAAUGUAAUACCAUUUUGGCAUAAA